CUGACUUGCCAGCAAUUUUGUGAAGUUUGGCCAAGUCUUUGGUUCGUCCUUUUGAGUUUUGUCUGAAAUUGAGACCCAAAGUUUCAAACUAAAUCAUCAUGGCUGACGAUGAAGCAAAGAAGGCGAAACAGGCCGAAAUCGAGCGCAAGCGUGCCGAAGUGCGCAAGCGCAUGGAGGAGGCUUCCAAGGCCAAGAAAGCCAAGAAGGGUUUCAUGACUCCGGAACGUAAGAAGAAGCUAAGGUUACUUCUGCGUAAGAAAGCCGCUGAGGAACUUAAGAAAGAACAGGAGCGCAAGGCAGCUGAACGUAGACGUAUCAUUGAGGAGCGAUGUGGCAAGCCCAAAAACAUCGAGGAUGCUAACGAAGCCGAGCUUCAAACAAUUUGUAAGGAAUAUUGGAAUAGGGUAUUUGGUUUGGAAGGUGACAAAUUUGAUUUAGAAAGAAUGGAAAAAUUGAAACAGUUUGAGAUCUCCGAUCUAAAUGCCCAGGUUAACGAUCUGCGCGGCAAGUUUGUUAAACCCACUCUGAAGAAGGUCUCCAAAUACGAGAACAAAUUUGCCAAGCUUCAGAAGAAGGCUGCCGAAUUCAACUUCCGUAACCAGCUUAAGGUUGUCAAGAAGAAGGAAUUCACCUUGGAAGAGGAGGACAAAGAGGCAAAGAAAUCGGAGAAAGCCGACUGGCAGAAGAAGUAGAUGUAGCUGACAUCAUGAUCAACCAACUACAUAGAUUGAAGCCAUCCGUUCUCUGAU
Messenger RNA from Anopheles maculipalpis, 749 nucleotides. It is a transcript of the gene wupA, whose product is annotated as troponin I. The transcript has 7 exons. Gene Ontology annotation, cellular component: troponin complex. Bases 99 to 692 code for a protein of 197 amino acids. The record is from RefSeq and is a predicted model, not a curated record. Gene Ontology annotation, biological process: muscle contraction. NCBI's taxonomy places the organism in Eukaryota, Metazoa, Arthropoda, Insecta, Diptera, Culicidae.